Messenger RNA from Spodoptera litura, 2979 nucleotides. It is a transcript of the gene eEF2, whose product is annotated as eukaryotic translation elongation factor 2. Lineage: Eukaryota; Metazoa; Arthropoda; Insecta; Lepidoptera; Noctuidae. Gene Ontology annotation, molecular function: ribosome binding; GTPase activity; GTP binding. The record is from RefSeq and is a predicted model, not a curated record. Gene Ontology annotation, biological process: translational elongation. Gene Ontology annotation, cellular component: ribonucleoprotein complex; cytosol.
GGCUGUCUGCCACAUCCGGCCCUCGCACGAAAGGGUCCUUCUUUUUGAAGCGUACGCCAUAGCUGGCGUAUGGUAGUUUAUUUUAUUGAACGAAAAAUCUAUAACCAUCCAAAAUGGUGAAUUUCACCGUAGACGAAAUCCGUCAGAUGAUGGACAAGAAGCGGAACAUCCGCAACAUGUCCGUCAUCGCUCACGUCGACCACGGCAAGUCCACCCUGACGGACUCGCUGGUCUCCAAGGCCGGUAUCAUUGCUGGCGCCCGUGCCGGAGAGACACGCUUCACGGACACGCGCAAAGACGAGCAGGACAGAUGCAUCACCAUCAAGUCAACCGCUAUCUCUAUGUUCUUCGAGCUCGAAGAGAAAGACUUGGUGUUCAUCACCAACCCCGACCAGCGUGAGAAGAGUGAAAAGGGUUUCUUGAUUAACCUUAUCGACUCACCUGGGCACGUUGACUUCUCAUCUGAAGUAACUGCUGCUCUCCGUGUAACUGAUGGAGCUCUUGUGGUCGUAGACUGCGUCUCAGGUGUGUGCGUACAAACCGAGACUGUACUGCGUCAGGCUAUUGCCGAGCGUAUCAAGCCCAUCCUGUUCAUGAACAAGAUGGACCGUGCUCUGCUGGAGCUGCAACUGGAAGCUGAAGAACUGUACCAGACCUUCCAGCGUAUUGUUGAAAACGUGAACGUCAUCAUCGCCACUUACAACGACGAUGGUGGUCCCAUGGGUGAGGUCCGUGUUGACCCCAGCAAGGGUUCCGUCGGUUUCGGAUCCGGUCUCCACGGCUGGGCCUUCACCCUCAAGCAGUUCUCUGAGAUGUACGCCGACAAGUUCAAGAUCGACCUUGUCAAGCUCAUGAACAGACUUUGGGGAGAGAACUUCUUCAACGCCAAGACCAAGAAGUGGGCGAAACAGAAGGACAAUGACAACAAGCGUUCCUUCUGCAUGUACGUGCUGGACCCCAUCUACAAGGUGUUCGACGCCAUCAUGAACUUCAAGAAGGAGGAGAUCGACGGUCUCCUCACCAAGAUCGGAGUCACCAUCAAGCACGAGGAUGCUGACAAGGACGGAAAGGCUCUGCUCAAGGUGGUUAUGCGUAGCUGGCUGCCCGCUGGUGAAGCUCUGCUUCAGAUGAUUGCCAUCCACCUGCCUUCCCCCGUGGUAGCCCAGAAGUACCGUAUGGAGAUGUUGUACGAAGGACCCCAUGAUGAUGAGGCUGCUAUCGGUAUCAAGAACUGUGACCCCGAAGCUCCCCUCAUGAUGUACGUGAGCAAGAUGGUACCGACCUCCGACAAGGGUCGUUUCUACGCCUUCGGACGUGUCUUCUCCGGAAAGGUCGUCACUGGACAGAAGGCCCGUAUCAUGGGACCCAACUUCACCCCUGGCAAGAAGGAGGAUCUGUAUGAGAAGACCAUCCAGCGUACCAUCCUCAUGAUGGGACGUUACGUUGAGGCCAUUGAGGAUGUGCCCAGCGGUAACAUCUGUGGUCUGGUCGGAGUUGACCAGUUCCUCGUCAAGACCGGAACCAUCACCACCUUCAAGAAUGCUCACAACAUGAAGGUCAUGAAGUUCAGUGUAUCGCCUGUCGUGCGUGUGGCCGUCGAGCCCAAGAACCCUGCUGACCUGCCCAAGCUGGUGGAAGGUCUUAAGCGUCUGGCCAAGUCAGACCCUAUGGUACAAUGUAUCAAUGAGGAGUCUGGAGAGCACAUCGUCGCUGGUGCUGGAGAGCUCCAUCUUGAGAUCUGUCUUAAGGACUUGGAGGAGGACCACGCUUGCAUUCCAAUCAAGAAAUCCGACCCUGUCGUAUCUUACCGUGAGACUGUCAACGAGAUGUCCGACCAGAUGUGUCUCUCGAAGUCGCCCAACAAGCACAACCGUCUCUUCAUGAAGGCGCAACCCAUGCCUGACGGUCUGCCCGAGGACAUUGACGACGGCAAGGUCAACCCCCGUGAUGACUUCAAGACUCGUGCCCGUUACUUGACCGACAAGUACGAGUACGACGUGACUGAGGCGCGUAAGAUCUGGUGCUUCGGUCCCGAGGGUACUGGUCCCAACAUACUGGUCGACUGCUCCAAGGGAGUGCAGUACCUGAACGAGAUCAAGGACUCCGUGGUCGCCGGUUUCCAAUGGGCCGCCAAGGAGGGAGUCAUGGCCGAGGAGAACUUGCGUGGAGUGCGCUUCAACAUCUACGACGUCACGCUACACACUGACGCUAUCCACAGGGGUGGCGGUCAAAUCAUUCCAACCACGAGAAGAUGUCUGUACGCCUGUCUGCUGACCGCGCAGCCCAGACUCAUGGAGCCCGUCUACUUGUGCGAGAUCCAGUGUCCCGAGGUCGCUGUCGGUGGUAUCUACGGUGUCCUGAACAGACGUCGUGGUCACGUAUUCGAGGAGUCUCAGGUCGCUGGUACCCCCAUGUUCGUGGUGAAGGCGUACCUGCCCGUCAACGAGUCGUUCGGCUUCACCGCCGACUUGCGUUCCAACACCGGAGGACAGGCCUUCCCGCAGUGUGUGUUCGACCACUGGCAGGUCCUGCCCGGUGACCCAUGCGAGCCCAGCUCCAAGCCUUACACCAUUGUGCAGGAUACAAGGAAAAGGAAAGGACUUAAGGAGGGUCUGCCUGACUUAAGUCAAUAUUUGGACAAACUGUAAACGUCGUAGCUAAUGCAAUCCGAACUGUAAUAUAUGUAACAUUAUUGAGCGCGCCUCACGCACCACACAACUUUACGUUAACAUUACGAAAUAAUUUUAUUUUAACAUACAUACAUGGAUGUAUCGCCUCAAUUAAGUUAAGUGUUAAGCACGACGACGCUGGUCGGACCGUUUGUUACUGAGUGACGGCUGUUACUGUCACAAGAUAUACUAAAUAAACUAUUGAAAAUAUAACAGUCUGUUUGAUAUGAAUCGCUAUGAUGUCGGGAACCAUGAUUCAUUAAUUGUACUGUAAUUAAUUUUUAAAUUAUAAUUUUUCUAUUGUAAACAA